Molecule: messenger RNA, 3165 nt
Organism: Chlorella variabilis
Lineage: Eukaryota; Viridiplantae; Chlorophyta; Trebouxiophyceae; Chlorellales; Chlorellaceae
Exons: 21
Coding region: 1-3165 (1054 amino acids)
Cellular component (GO): cell periphery; cell septum
Molecular function (GO): chitin synthase activity
Source: RefSeq, a predicted model, not a curated record
AUGGCGGGGCUGCCUGCGGGCGAGCUGAAGGGCACGGAGUAUGUGGAGCCGCUCAAAGUGAUCGGCCAGGUGCUGGGCAAGCAGUGGAGAUGCGGAGAUGGAGGUGAGCAGGCGGCUCAGGGGCGCCGCAAGCGGGCUGCGGCGGUGGAGAUCUUCGUUAUCAACGAUGACAUCACUGUGGAGAAGCCGAUUGAGGACUACUACGGGGAGCUGGACAAGCGGCUGCAGGGGCUGAAGAGCCAGCUGGGGUCGGACGCCGACUGGAUGCCCAGCACGUACGAGAAGUACAUGACGGGGCAGCACCAGGUGGCGGGCAGCCUGCAGCGCAACGUGCGGGAGUAUUACAAUGAUUUCAAGCUGCUGCGCGCAGACACGCAGGUGUACUACCCCGUGCCCAAUGAGGUGUACCGCGACGAGUGGGACGAUGUGCAGGUCACAGACCCCAUGGAGUUCACGCACUGCCGCUACACGCCAGUGGUCACAGAGGAUGCACGCGACUUUGGCGUGGACGGCUACACGCUGCGCUUGCAGCGCAUGGACCGCAAGAUCAAGCUCUUCAUCUGCGUCACCCUCUACAACGAGGACUAUGAUGAGCUGCGCAAGACGCUUGUGGGCAUCUGCGACAACCUGGAGGUGAUGUACGACCAGUUUGUGGCCAAGGACGGGCGGCGCGGCGUGGACUGGACCGAGGUGGCGGUGUGCAUCGUGCAGGACGGCAUCGGCAACGCCAACGAGAGUGUACUGGCCGCCUCCACCGUGCACGGCUUCUUCUCGCCCGUGGUGCUGCAGAACUCGGUGCUGGGCGCGCCCACCACGCUGCACCUGUUUGAGUACACGGCACGGUUCAAGAAGUAUGCGGGCCUGGACAACUACCCGCCGCUGCAGAUCAUGUUUGCCACCAAGGGCAAGAACAAGGGCAAGCUGGACAGCCACUGCUGGUACUUUGACGCCUUCUGCUAUCUGCUCCAGCCCGAGUACUGCGUGCUGUUUGACGCGGGCACCAAGCCGCUGCCGGCCGCGCUCAAGUCGGUGGCCACCCACUUCCAGCGGUACCCCACAGUGGGCGCGCUGACUGGGGAGCUGACGGUGCAGCGCCCCUACCGCACCUUCCUGACCGCGGUGCAGUUCUGCGAGUGGAAGGUGUCCCAUCUGAUGCAGAAGCCCAUUGAGUCCAUCUGCGGCUUCCUCACCGUGCUGCCUGGCGCCUUCUGCGCCUUCCGCUGGGCCGCUGUGGAGGGCGAGCCGCUCCGCAAGUACUUCUAUGGCCUCUACAGCCAGGCGGAGCUGAACGCGUUUGAGGCCAACAUGUUCCUGGCUGAGGAUCGCAUUCUGUGCAUUGAAGUGGUGGCCAAGAAGGGUGCCAACUACCGGCUGGAGUACAUCAAGGAGGCGGUGGCGGAGGCUGAUGCAGUGACCAAGCUGACAGGCCUGAUGAAGCAGCGCAGGCGCUGGCUCAACGGCACCUUCUUUGCCAUGCUGUACGCGCUGGGCAACAUGGGACGUAUCUGGACGGAGAGCUCGCACAGCGUGUUGCGCAAGAUGGUGCUGACGGCCGAGUUCUUCUACCUGCUGGUCAACCUCAUCAUUGGAACCUGGUUUGGCAUCGGUAUUUUCUACGUGCUGCUUGUCAUGCUGUUAAAGGUGGCAUUUGAUGGCGCCACCUGGCUAGAGCAGCUGGGUAGAUUGGUGGGCCUGCUAUAUCUGUUCCUAAUCAUCGUACAGCUGAUCAUCAACAUGAAGAACAAGCCUGAGGCGGUAGAAAAAGUGCACUCCUUCUGUGCUAUCUAUUUCUGCCUCUACAUGCUUGUCUUCACCGGCGUGACCAUCAGCUUCCUCAUCACCAACACCGACUACUCCUUUAUCGGCAUCUCCACCCAGCAGCUGGGCCUGUUGGUGGUCAUCCUGCUGUCUGCCAUCGGCGGCAUCCUACUGACCGCGCUGCUGCACGGCGAGCUGCUGUCCGUGCUGGGUGCUGGCUUCCAGUACUGGAUCAUGCAGCCAGUGUUCUUCAACAUGCUCCAGAUAUACGCCUUCUGCAAUGCCGACGACAUUUCCUGGGGCACCAAGAACCUGGACACCAAGCACGCCGACCACGACGCCAAGAAGAUGGCCUCCAAGGCGCUGGCCUACCAGGUGCGGCCCAGCAGGACGUCCAAGGCCUUCUGGGAGGCGAUGGGCAAGGUGCAGAGCCACCUGACCGACGCCAAGAAGGUUGCGGCAUACAACCAGAAGAAGGAGCAGAAGAUGCGGGCUUUCUCCUCCUACCUGCUCAUCGCCUGGGUCUCCACCAACGUCUUCUUCGUGGCAGCAGCCACCACGUUUGCCAACUCCACAUGGGAGACAUGCGCGCUGACGGAGAGCGAGCAGGCGGUGAAUGCGGUCAAGAGCCAGGCGCAGGAGGGCGACAAGGCGCUGAUCUUUGCCGACCUGAUGCAGACGGCGGUGACCAUCCUGCAGCGCGGCGAGGCGCUCUACCCCUUCCACGGCCUGCAGGGCUUCCCCGACAACUACCCCAUGCUGGUCACCGGCGACGCGCAGUCCAACUGCGUGCGCGGCUCCGCCUGCACCGUGCUGGCCAACGCCACCGAGCUCUUCACCAACAUCGACUCCUCCAUGCCCAAGUUCAGCGACUGGCUGCAGCAGUCCAUGGGCAUCAACUCCACCGCCACGCUGGAGGAGUACAGCCGCAUCUGGCUGCCCAUGCCCUCCAACACCACCAACGGCUACGACGCCCACGUGGUGUGCACCAUGCACUACGGCUACACCUACUUCCUGCAGAUCAUGUUCAUCCUGCUGUGCUUCAUCGUCAUGUUCCAGGUGGGCGGCUCUGUGCUGUUCAUCUUUGCCUACUGGAUCCGGCGCUGGACGGGCCGCGACAAGCGCGCCGACAAGCGCGCCGCGCUGGCGCACGCGGCCAGCAUCAACGCUGCGGCGGGUGGUGCCAUGGGCGGCGCCGCCAUGGGCUCUGUCAAGUCCUUCUACAGCAGCGACCCCACAGGCAGCGAGGUGGAGAUUGCCAUCCAGCCCGGCAGCGCGCGCUACGCGGGCGGGCAGAUGCACGUGCCGCAGUCUGAGCAACUGACGGACGAGAGUUACUCGCCACGCAGCGACGCCAGUCCGUCCCCUGUGCGGCGGCGGCGGCCAGAGUCGCCGUUUGGCAAGUGA